Puccinia graminis f. sp. tritici CRL 75-36-700-3 is the source of this 585-nucleotide messenger RNA. RefSeq lists its product as uncharacterized. Bases 1 to 585 code for a protein of 194 amino acids. The transcript has 3 exons. Lineage: Eukaryota; Fungi; Basidiomycota; Pucciniomycetes; Pucciniales; Pucciniaceae. The record is from RefSeq and is a predicted model, not a curated record.
AUGAAUGAAGAUGGUGCAUUUGGUCAAGAUUGUCCUUCAAUCUGUGAGAUUUCGAGCUCAGCCGACAAAGAUUCACCUUCUGCAGGGAAUACCUCAGGCAACCCUCCACGUGAUGAACCAGGCAAGGAAGAUAACAACAAUGAACCGGGCCAGGUCACAAUGGAUACCUUGGCUCAAUGUAGACCCUUGAGGCCAAGAGGCGUUGACAUUGUCAUGACCACGGCAAAUGUGAGACAAACUGUUCUGUCUAUCUUCCGUCUACCCAGCAUCACCUUAUUCUUCAAUCUUCCUAUUAAAAACCCUUAUCAAUUCUUCUUGUCUUCAAACUACCAUUGUGUAGAGACAGACAAAAUGAAGAUGUGUCUGGUGAGAGUCGAACUCACGACCUCAGCUAAGCUGAGACACAUACUAGAGUGCUGCCUUUACCAACUAGCACUACGGUCAUUUGCUAGUCGCUUCCGUGUGAAGCGACUGCGGGUCGCAGCGCGCAAGUUUAGGAUUGUGGUAUCCGACACCUGCAGCGACACCCGUCAACUCGAGUGCGACAGCUAUCGAGUUGGUGCAGCGACAUCCGAGCUUAUUUGA